AGAGGCAAAUAAUCUACAUAAAAUUGUCUACAAAAAAGGUAUAGUACACUUUUUGAAAGGAUCGAUAUUUAAAAAGAUAUUAAAGAGGGAAAGUUAAUCAAAAUCAAUUCUAAAGUUCCUUUUCUUUAGUUUUUCGUAAAUAAUUUGUAAAGUAUGACCCAUAACAAAAAAAAAAUGUCUGAUACAUAAAUAAUAACCUUAACAUUUUCUAUAACAAACAUACACAACACUUUGCGCUAGGAUCAAUAUUUAAUUUAAAAAGAUACUAAGCGGGAAUAUUAAUAAAAAUCAAUUUUAAAGACCCUUUUGGUUUUUCAUAAAUAACUUUUAAACGGUAGGUAGUAAAACACGUUCUUAUACAUAAAUAAUGCACAUAAUAUUUCCUACAAAAAACAUAAAGGGCCUACGCUAGCUGACGCAGACGCCCGCCGCGUGCGCACGCACGCGGGUGCUAUUUGUAGGUGAAAAUAGGUUUUUUUUUUUUUACAAAAUUUUAUGUAGAUUAGUCGUAUUUUUGUUUCAGAACAUUUUUUGAUUUGGGCCACCGUUUACGGAUUAUUUACGAAAGACUGAAAAAAUACCUUGAAAUUGAUUAUAAUUAAUAUCUCAUUAAAUAUUGAUCCUAGCGAAAUCAUGUACGGAACUUGUAGAAAUCUUUAUUUUUAUUAUGUGUAUAACAUUUUUUUUGCAAUGGGCCACCGUUUACGAGUUAUUUGUGAAAAACUAAAUAAUAGGGACCUGUGAAUUGAUUGUGGUUUACUUCUCCCUUUAAUAUUGUUUUAAAUAUUGGUCCUAGAGAAAAUUGUUCUAAAGGUUUUUUCUAGAAAAUGUUGUGUUAAUUAUUUAUGUAAAGGACCCUGUUUUGUUAUGACCUGCGGUUUACGAGUUAUUUACGAAAAACCAAGAAGCGACUCUAAAAUUGAUUAUUAUUAAUAUUCCCGCUUUAUUGUCUUUUUAAAAAUUGAUCCUAGCGAAAAGUGUCCAAUAUGUUUUUUGUAGAAUAUUUUACGUUUAUAUAUUUUAUAUAAACUAAAGAAAAGGAACCAUAGAAUUGAUUUUAAUUAAAUUUUGCUCUUUAAUAUGUUUUUAAAUAUUGGUCCUUUAAAAAAGUGUACUGGAUCUUUUUUUUGUAGAAAUUUUUAUCUAGAUUAUUUAAGUUUAACAACGUUUUUUGGUAUUGGCCACCGUUUACGAGUUAUUUAGGAAAAUAUAGAAAAUGGACCAUAUAAUCGAUUUUUUAAUUAACUUUCCCGCUUUAAUAUCUUUUUAAAUGUUGAUCCUAGAGAAAAAGUGUAUGGAAUCUUUCUUUAUAGUAGGAAAUUUUAUAUAGAUUAUUUGCGUCAAAGAAUGUUUCUUGUUAUGGGCCACCGUUUACGAGUUAUUUAAGAAAAACUAAAAAAGGGUAACUAUAUUAUAUUAUAUUAUAGCUUUAAUAACUAUAAGCAUUUAUAGCUUUUUCUUUCCGUGGGUUUAUUCCGUGACUGUCUAUGAAUUUAAAAAAAAAACACAGCUCGUGUGUAAUGUGCUUUAGGCUAUGGUCAUGCAAACGGACGAAAUGAGUGAACGAAUGAAACGCAAAUUGGCGGGAACGAGAAAAUCAAGCGUCUUAUUUUCGGGUCCGUGACGUGUGAAAGUUUGUAGUUUGCAAGUAAAACAACUAAAAUUUGAAAAAUAAAAUGUUUUAUCCGGUGAAUUCACUGAAAAAAGGCGGCAGAUUUCAUUUAUGUUGGGUGGCGGAUUCCUGGCCUGACUGUUUUUCUUCGAUAACUCAACGCCAACUAUGGUCUCAAGAUAUAAGAAAACUUUGCGAUGACUUAUUACAAGUUAUGACCAAUGAGUCUGGUCGCGUCUCACACCGAUUUUCGCUCCGUCUCAGCUCUCAACUCAUGCGGGGAUUAGUCCGGCUGUAUCAGAAGAAAGUCAACAGCAUGUUAACUGAGUUAUGCAUGCUUAAUGCAAGAAUUAUGAAAAACUCAAACAAAAAAUACAACAUCCAAGAUGAAGCAGAAGAGGUGCAGAGACAUAUGGUGCCGAUGUUGGAGCUGUCAGCUCCGUUGAGGGAGCCUGUCCCAGAGCCAGAGGAAAGAGUCGAGGAAAUGAUACUGCAAAGUGGUAAUGCCGUGGCCAACAUUGAAGACAUCACACUGAAAGAAGUUGCCAUUUCCGACUUUCAACUUCCACUGAAUGACGGUUUCGGCGAGGUGAACCCCAACCAGGCGUUGGAGCUGCUGCUGCUGGAGGACCGCACGCUGGAGCACAUGCUGGGUGCGCCGGACGCCAGCCAGCCCGCCACCAGCGCCGCCGGCCCCUCCGGCCUCCAGCUGGACCGCACGCUGGAGCACAUGCUGGGCGCGCUGGACGCCAGUCAGCCCGUCGCCGGCCCCUCCGGCCUCCGGCUGGACCAUACCAUGGAGCGCAUGUCCGACCAUGAGACCACUUUAUUCAGGAAAUCUAUAGCGCAGGAUCUAUUGCCUGAGGAAUUUGAAAAAGGUAUGCUAUUUAAGUUGGAGCUAAUGUACCUACUUGCGAAUCAAUUCCUUCCCCUACGACUUACCAGUUCCCAGCACAUCCUAAAAUUCAAUGAUUUAGUGCUCCCGACGCCGGAGCCGGCGGCGCCCGCGCAGGCCGCUCCGCCCGCGCAGCUCCCCGCGGCGGCACCGCAAGAGCCGGAGAUCGUCACAUUAGAGACACUGGAAGAAGGGGAGCCGCAAGCCAAGCGCCGCAGGAGGAACAAGUUGAUCAUAGACAAGAAACAUCAGCUCUCCAAGAAGUUCCUUCGCCCGAGGAUCGAGAAUAUUCAUGUCGACUUGCGCUGUGAGGAAUUUUCCGAAGACAUCGUGGACCUGCGCGUGCCGGCGGAGCUGCUGCUGCAGCGGCCCGCGCGAGCCGGCGCCCGCUUCCCGUGCCGCGUGGCGCGAGCGCUCUGCCGCCUCUUCUCCCGCAACCUCGGCCUGGCCGCGCACGCGCACGUCGAUCAGAGAGAAAUGGAGCUCGCUCUUGCUUCGCGCGCUCGACGCGCCACCGUCCAAGUUCUCGAGCCCAUCCCCGAAGAACCACAAGUGCAAAUGCAGGAGCAAGUGGUUGAACCACAAAUACCGGAGCUCCAACUACCGGUAGAGGAGCAGACCGUUCUGAACCAGUCCAUCACUGCGGUGCCGGAUCUUAGCGCUGUCGACGUGGGGAAGGACAUUGCCGACUGCCCGACGCAAAAGCUGGCGGCUGAAACUCAGAAGAGGUCUUCGCGAGAGGAUCUAAAUAUAAGUCCAACAAAAAAACCGAGAUGCGGAUACACAUCCUUCACAGGGAGUCAAUCCCAAAACCUCGUUGCGGUGGAGCCAGAAAUCGUCGAAAAAGAGAACAUCCCAGAAAACUGGCAGACCAUAGCGCCACGUCAUGAAGAACAGCCGAUUAUACCAAACAUUGAGAUACAACGACCGUCCGAUCCAGAACGAGUCCUGAGUUCACUGUUACAAAGGGCGGGUCUGUCCGACAUGCCUCCGGCCAGUCCCGCGCGGCCGGCGCAGGAGGCGGCGCGCGGAGCCCGCCCGGGCGGCAGCGACAGCUCGGAGACCAUGCUGGGCAGCCUGGACCGCACCAAGGUGUCGCUCGGCGAUUCCGACCAGACCACUGACUCCAAGAGGAUUAUUCGUGAUGAAUGGGGCACGGAGGGCACCAUGACGAAAAUUUUGAAGAUGGUAAAAGCGGAGAUCAAGCCUGUGAAUAUAAACUCUCUCUUGUCAUUGGGGCCUGUGGUUCCGGGCCACAAGCGCAUUAUCGCAGCUCGGUGCUUCAGUUCAAUACUGAAACUGAAACAACACGAUCUUAUAAAAGUUCAUAAGGAUCCGAACACUUUGGAGAUACUGGACAUUGUUUUGGGUCCUAAAUUUAAUAUCCAUUAGUAUUUUUAAUUUCCUCUCUACUAAUGCAUUAGUUCAAUAUAGCUUGACAUGAAAAUAUUUUUCACAACACCAACUGCUAAAGGCCCUCUUGAUUUUCAAUGAUAUUUUUUAUGACGAUCAUUUGGAUUUGAUUUAAUUUGAUUAUUUUGGUAUAUCAUAGUUUCCUUGCGUUGUUGUGGUGAAAUUUUUUGUUACACUCUGAGGCAAAGUUUGUUUAACCUUAUGGGUCACGCUCAAACAGUUCCGCAGGGCCAGUGACUCACAUGUGAGUUCUAAUUUGACGUAAUAACUUAUGUAUCCACUAAGUUAACAACCAUAAGGUAUAUUACGAUUAAAAAUGUUAAACACGUAUUUUUAAAUGAAAAUAAAGCCUAGAAUAUUCAAUUUUGGUGUACUAUCAGUGCAAUAUAGUAAAUAUACUGAAUUCUAGAUACAUACGCGUUGCAAGCAAAGAGAAAAAUCCAUAUUUUAAAGAUACUAAAAAUAUGUAUAUUCUAGAAGUUAUUGAAGUGGUUCAAUUUUGAAAUAUUUCGCUUGAUUAUUAGCACGAGCUGAUAAACAACAACUUUGCCUCCUGAUUUUGAUGAUUAUUGUUAUUUUUAUAGUCUGUUUCAUUAAUUAAACAUUAAUUAAUUA
This is a messenger RNA of Cydia pomonella (codling moth), 4535 nucleotides long. RefSeq lists its product as uncharacterized. Gene Ontology annotation, cellular component: synaptonemal complex; cohesin complex. The transcript is spliced from 15 exons. Gene Ontology annotation, biological process: synaptonemal complex assembly; replication-born double-strand break repair via sister chromatid exchange; mitotic sister chromatid cohesion. The coding region runs from base 1677 to 3899 and encodes 740 amino acids. The record is from RefSeq and is a predicted model, not a curated record. NCBI's taxonomy places the organism in Eukaryota, Metazoa, Arthropoda, Insecta, Lepidoptera, Tortricidae. Gene Ontology annotation, molecular function: chromatin binding; protein binding.